This is a messenger RNA of Paramuricea clavata, 10437 nucleotides long. The record is from the annotation of a GenBank genome assembly. NCBI's taxonomy places the organism in Eukaryota, Metazoa, Cnidaria, Anthozoa, Malacalcyonacea, Plexauridae.
AUGUAUGCAUUUCGUAUAUUUUUAGUGAUAGACAAAGUUCUUUCAGUGAAACAAACUUUGGAGAGUACCACCCUAUCCGUGGAACGCUAUUACCCAAUCCUUGGCAGCUUAGACUUACAGUUAACAGAACGAAUAACAUCAAAUCCAGCCCGUCGUGAAGUAGCUACAGUAAAAUCAACAUACAGUUUACCUGACUUACACGUAACAGAACGAAUAACAUCAGACACAACCCGGCGUGAACGACCUAUACCAAAGCCGAGAAACAGUUUAUCUGACUCACACUUAAGAGAACGAGUAACGUCAGACCCAACUCGUCGUGAACUACCUAUACGAAAGCCAAGAAAUAGCUUAUCUGACUCACACGUAACAGAACGAGUAACAUCAGACCCAACCCGCCGUGAACUACCGAUACGAAAGCCAAGACAUAGCUUAUCUGAAUCACACUUAACAGAACGAGUAAUGUCAGAUCCAACCCGCCGUGAAACACCUAUACCAAAGCCAAGACACCGAAAACCGACGGGUUUCCCAGCAGAUAUCGACCUUGACCUUUAUCUCUAUCUAAAGGACAAACACCCUGCCCAGUUGAGCUUCGCUUUAAAAGAUUCACAACCGAAUGUUGAAUGGAAAGAGGAAACGAUGCAUUUCACAUUUUCCAAUCAAGAUGCAAGAGAGCAGUUCCUUGACUAUCUAAAAGGUUUCAAAUAUGAAAUAGUCCCUGUUAACCCGGUUUUAGCAAAGCAAGGAUUAAGUGAAGAGAUUAAGGAGAUUAUCUCUGUGUUUAGUUCAGGCAAAUCAGUCUCGUUUAUAGAGAAGUAUAACGAGGGUUUCAUCAAGCUUGUUGGAAGAGCUGUGCCAACAUUUGAUCUUGCCGUCAUCGAGGUGAAAAAAUGUGUUGAUAAAGUCGAAGAGAGAACCAAUCGACGCGAAGAUGUAAUAGAGAUAUUACCUGUACACCUUAAAUUACUUCGAAAGUCAACAAGAUUUCAAAGGCAAGCAAUACACUAACUCACCAACCGAAUCACUGACCGACAGAUCAUAGACUAGAUUAGAUACAGAGGUCGAUGUUGGCGUAACCCAGUGAACUCUAUAUAUACUGGAACGACAACUGCAGGUAAACGGCCCUAUGAUUGCGUGAAGCCAAUAGACCUUAUGCAUAAUGACGUCAAAGGCUUGAUGGCAGCGAGUAUGCUGGUCUUAGUAGCCGCCAUCGCCGGGGAAAUUUAAACAAUUCAAAAUGGCCAGUAUCGAAAUUUUCCCGGGCGAUGACUACUAUGACCAGCAUUCCUCGCGGGAAGUCAUUAUGCACAAGCUCUAUUUCUACAUGAAAUGAUGCCGAUUUUUCAUGCUAAAUUCAGUAAAUUUCCGCGCAGGGGCCUAGGGCGUACCUAGCGUGCACAGCCGGAGUUGUCGUUCCAGUUUUUGUGCAGUUCACUGGCGUAACCAGCGCCCCAAUAUGAUUCGCAAUCGCAAUGCUGUCGCCAUGUUCUUAGCCAGUGCACUUACAAGAGGCAUUCUAGGGGGGCGACGGCCUCUCCUUCGCGCGCUGGUUAUAGGAACAUGCCGACAGCAUUGCGAUUGGGAAUCAUGGCGUGGCGGUAAUUAUGCUAACAUCAAAGGCGCCAAAGUGUUUAAAUUAUUCGAUAGGCAGACUGAACCGACCAAUCUUAAAUGACGUAAAGUACCAACUACGACCAAAACAGCAUUCUAUUUCUUUUUUAAGAAUAAAUCAGUUGAAACUAUUAUUUUCAGGCUGGAAAAUUCCUUAAAGCAAGAUGGUUGUGAAAUUCAAAUAGAAGACACAAAAGGAAGAAUAACCGUGAAAGGCUCACAAGCGCAAAUACAAAAGCUUAAAAAUGAAACACAAGAUAUUGUUGGCCGCUUUGGCGAACGCUCAUUGAAGCAAAGCAAAUUUUCCUUGUUGAAAACAUCCAAAGGCCUUUCUCAUGUGAAGACAUUGUUUCCUAUGGAAAAUUUGAUGGUCGAAGUGGAUGAUCAAGGGAAUGUAAUGUUGUAUGGAAUGGAUCAAACACAAGUUCCACAAGCGUAUAAUACGAUAGAGAACGCUAUCGGUGAAUUGAAGCUUCCUCCGAGUAAGUAAGCAUUUUUUGUCACAGCUUCUUUGUUUGGGAGAUGUAGUUAGCACGCUGGUUCCUUCCCGCUGAGUUACAGUAAGCCUUCCACUCUAGGUCGAGAGUUGGAUAUUUACGUAGGUUGGUACUAUAAACUUCUCUGCCCUUAAAAACACUUUUAAGAACAAUUUGGUUGGAUUUACUCCCUCACCGAAACUACCCUAAGGCCCAUAUAUUUUUCGAGCACGUGCGUCAUAAGCCUCUGGUCCGAGUCAGUGAGCUCUAUGUAUAUAUAUAUAUAUAUAUAUAUAUAUAUAUAUAUAUAUAUAUAUAUAUAUAUGUUAAUUUAUUACUGCAGCAAUAAAUUUACGUGGUGUUUCCACAAACAAAAAGUAUUAUAAGUUAUGAGUUCAUAAAACCAGAGUGUCAAAAUACGAAAUUUCGGCACAUUCCAUUUACCCAUCUGUGCGAUUAGACAGCUGAAUGUUUUGUAGUUUUCCCACCUUUGGGAAUCAUGGCUUGGAAACUAGUUCAGACACAAACCAUGGCAGCUUAGAUAUAAAUUCGCUUGUUUGAUAUAGGUUUAAAAACAAAAUCAUCUCAGGAUGCUUUGCUGAACGAGUUAGGAGCAACCAUUCCCCUUAUAUUGCAAACAGAAGAAGGACAACCUCGUAUUGUAUGUUUCAAGAAGCAUUUGCAAAGCCUGAGUGGCAAAGUAGACGAUUUUCUGGAGCGAAAGAAGACAGUUGAAAAGCGUGUACCCCUUGACAAGGUCGUAUUACGCUACCUUAGACUACACGGUGGAAAUCUUUUCGAAGGUUUGCAUCAGUCAUUACUUGGGUUGAGCAUAAAGUAUGAUAGUGAUGCUUUGGUCGUGUCGGGUGAAACGACAUUGGUUGAUAAUUGUUGUACUAGCAUAUACAACUUUACUAGAGGUUUGUAAUUUUUCAUUCGUUUUUUAUUCCAAAGUCUAGUAAUUAUAUGUCAUUCCUAGACUGUGCCCACUUCCCAGACUUAAAAACUUAAAAGCCUAAUAAACUGAACUUAACUUUAGUUACACUGGAUAGCUAUAUUAGUUAUAAACUUCUCCCUAACCGGACCCUACAUGUCCACUAAGGGUCGUCCUCUAUUGAUGCAGAGUUUACUGAAAAUAAAUUUAACUCUAUCAGUUUUAAACAGUUCUCCGUAUAGAAAUCGAAGUGCUACUAUAAACAUAGGUUUAUAACUAUAGUGUUAAAGACUGUUACAGCUAGGGACUAUAAUCAUAAUUAUAAUCAAAUUAUAAUCAAAACAUAAAUAAUAAUCAAGGCAUAUGCCAUAAUCACUAUGCAGGGUCGCCAAGGAGGGCAGCAAAGGUAGUAGUUUGCCCCAGGCCCCAGCAAAAGGGGCACCAAAACAAAAAUAAAGUGAAAUAUGCAUGGAUAUUACUGUCAAAGAGUCUUCUUGAAUACAACAAUCUGCCACUCCUGAGACUUUAGGAUCCCUAUUACUGACAUUGGACCUCUAGGAAGGACAGCUUUAGGCUGAUAGAACUAUCCAGUAUAAAGUGAGUUCAAUUUUAGUUCUUAAGAUUUUAUUUAACAACCUAGUGUUUGCUCACAUACAGGUCUGAUGUUGGAGAGCGUGAAUUGUGGUACACACCAGACUUCAGGUAGUAUAAGUGAAGUUACGUCCAUGCCAAUUAUAGAAAGUAUCGAAAGAAAACACCAAUGUGCUAUUUUGGCUACAACCAGAGAGGAAACUGAUAGACGUAGCUCAUUCAAUGCGCCACCUACAAGUCCUGUGGACAAUUUGAAUGAAAACCGAAAGCGUACAUUGCAAUGUCGAUAUACUACUUAUCCCAGUCGUAAGAUUAUAGAAAUACACCAAGGUGAUAUUCUGAACCAUCCUGUAGACUAUCUGGUUAAUUCAGCGAAUGAAGAAAUGAAGCAUUCUGGCGGACUUGCUAAAGCUAUUGUAGACAAAGGAGGGCAAAAAAUUCAAACGGACAGUUUUCGUGCUCUGCAGGAUCGAGGGCGGGAUAAACUCCUGCCUGGAGAAGUGGUUAUCACGGAUGGAGGAAGCUUGACGUGUAAGGAAAUAAUUCAUGUAGUGACAUCGAAAUGUAGUUCGACGCUUUUGGGUAGUCAUGAAGGGGAAACAAAAGAAGGGACGCAUUUAAGGUAAGCAAAAACCAUCUGGCAUGGUUAUAGUAGCGGUGGUGACGAUGGUGAUCAUGAUGGUGGUAAAGAAGGUGAUUGUGUUACGGUGAUGGUUUUGGUGAUGGUGGUGAUGGUGGAAAUGAUGAUGGUGGUGAUGAUGGUAAUGAUGUUGGUGGUAAUAAUGGUAGUGUUGUAACGGGUGUGGUGAUGAUGGUGGCAAUUAUGUUCGUUGUAGUGAUGGUGGUACCGGUGGUGGCGAUGAUGGUAAUGUUGGCAGUGAUGAUGACAACGAUGAUGGUGUUUUAACGGGGUGGUGAUGCUGACGAUGCUGAUAAAUGAAUAAAACGGAAUAACGGCUUUCUUUACAGACGCUGUUGUACUGAUGUGUUAAUGAAUGCAAGAGACGGACAAACGAUAGCCAUUCCAGCUUUAGGCACGGGAAUCUAUUCAGUCCCACACGAUGUCAGUGCAAAAAGUUUAGUAACAGCUGCAUAUGAAUUCCUACAAGAAAACCCAUCACAUGCUUUGAGAGAAGUUCAUUUUGUCGACAACAAUCCCGCAGCUAUUAAAGCCUUGAUGAAAGAAAUGACGACAAGAUUUGGACAUGAUCCCAACUUCCAAAUCAAUGAGUUGGUUGGCGAUAGGUGGAAAUCGUACCUAGGUGCAGCAAGUGUAACUCGACCUUCGACUCCUGUGGUGUCUAGUGGAGAUAUGGCAUUUAAAACCCCUGAAGGAAUGGAAAUACGACUGACGGUUGGAAGUAUCGCAAAGUCCACGGUAAGAGAUUCCAAGCCAUGUUUCUCAAAGGGUGGACAAACCAGGAAACUUUGUUUUCUUGCCAUGUUUCCCCCAAAGGUGGACAAAAUGGAAAACAUUGUUUCUUAGCCAUGUUCCCUGAAGGUGGGCAAACCAGGAAAUAUUGUUUCCUAGCCAUAGUUCCCAAUAGUGGACAACCAAACUAGGACACACUAUUUCCUUGAUAAGUUUUCCAAUAAUGGGUAAACCAGGCAUCUUCAGCUUCUAUUCUGACCACACCCUUUUUAUCGGGCAAAGCGACUCCACACACCCUAAUAUUUAAACCCAACUCACAGCCAUGGUUGCAGAAAUAUCUGAAAUAGGUUAAAUGCAUAAUUUUGUCCUUCGCAUUCUGUAUAAACGUUGCAGACCGACGUCAUCGUCAACACAGUUGGAAGUGAUUUAAAUCUCACUAAAAAUCCUUGUUCAAAAGCAAUUUCGGACGAAGCUGGAAGUGUUUUGACAAGCUAUUGUGAGAAAUGGAUUAGAGACCACGGUCAGGUCCAAGAAGGAAAAUUUGCAAUCACGGAUGGAGGCAUGUUAAAAUGUAAGAAAGUGAUUCAUGUUUCCUGCCCGAGUUGGACAGCUGAUCAUGGAGAGCAGGUAAUUAGAAAUAUAAGGUGUUGUCUUCCAAAGUAAUGCUGGUGGUGUAGAGAUGUUAAUAAUUUGCUGGAGUCAUGUUUGUUAACACUAUUGUGAUGAGAGUUUCUUAAAGGUGAUCUACACACAAAGCCUUUACAUUUUACACGCUUGCAAAUGGUGUUGUAUACAAAAUUCUCCUGAAUUCUGCAUAAUUCUCCUGAAUUCUGCAUAAUUCUCCUGAAUUCUGCGGCAUGUAGUAAAACACUGACUACCGGAACACCGGAACACCACCGGAACACCACCUAACCCUAACCCCAACCCCCAACCCUAACCCUAACCCCAAACCCUAAUCCUAACCCCAAACAAAAUGGUGGUGUUCCGGUGGUGUUCCGGUAGUCAGUGUUUUACUACAUGCCGAAUUCUGCAUUUCCCCCUCCAUUUUCUCAGUUAAAAUCACUUCUUUUUGAAUAAUUUCUUAAAACACAACUGUUGAAAUCCUAGUACGUUUCACAAGCUAAUAAAAUUUAAAUAUUAUACGGCAUAAGCGUCGGUAUUGUAUCAGACCUGCAACCUCCCGCGUUCACCUGAGUUUGUAUAUCUGAUACAACACGGCCACUCAUGCUGCCUAUUUUACUUGUGGUGGUAGUGACGCAUGGUAGUGUGUCAGUGGUGAUGAUGACGAUGAUCGUUGUCUGUUAAUGUAGUUUAUUUAAUGUACAUUAGCAGUUUUUUUAAUGAAGUUGACGAUGCUGCUGAUGAUCGAUGGUAAUUAAUGGUGGUUAUGUUGUUGUAGCGAGAAAAAUGGUUAGACUGAUUAAGAAAAUGAUAGAAAAGGAUGUUAUUUUUGAAAGUCUGGUUUACACUAUCAAAGUUUCUGACUGUAGGAAUUUAGCAUAGGGUAAAUUCUAGGCUUUGACGUGUAAACCAGCCUUAAAUGGUGACAGGAGCAGUAGUGUUUGUUAUGUUGACAGCAAUACCAAAGUUAUUAAAAACCCUAUAACUAACCAAGAUAAUCCUUUUUUACAGAAUCUCCGUGAGUUGGUGCAAAAACUACUAGCCCAAGUCCAAAGCCUAAACCUAACCUCAAUUUCAAUUCCUGCACUCGGCACAGGAAGACUAAAAUUCCCUGACAGUUUGGUUGCCAAAGUCUUGAUCGAAGAAGCCAUGAAAUUCAGUUCAAAACACAGCUCUUCUUUGAAAAUCAGGCAGUGCAAUAUAGUUGUCUACGACGAAAACACGAAGGCGGUGUAUACCUUUCAAGAGAAAUUCCAAAUCUAUUCACAGACAAAAAACGAAAACAGACUCAAUGCCGCAAAAAUAGAACACAAGACAGUUGAUUUCCUAAAACCAGCUGUCAAUGAAGAAGCGGAGAGUUCUGAGGAUGAGACACGCGGUGUAAAUGUUGAAAUCGUUCAUGGAGAUAUUGUCGAACAAUCGACAGAUGCUAUUGGGUUUCUUGUUGAAGAGGAUAUUACACAAGGUAUAAUGUCAUGUAUAAUACAGAAAGCUUCUCCUUACGGGCACAUCUCUAAUAUGGAGAACACUUUAAUGUGGAUACCACUUUAAUAUAGACAACUCUCUAACAUGAGCACUUCUCUAAUACGGACAUAUCUCUAAUAUGAACACCUCUCUAAUAUAAACACCUCUCUAAUAUGAACACCUCUCUAAUAUAAACACCUCUCUAAUAUGAACACCUCUCUAAUAUGAACACCUCUUGAAUAGAGACAACUCGCUAAUAUGAAUACCUCUCUAAUAUGAGCAUCUCUCUGAUAUGAACAUCUCUCUAAUAUGAACACCUCUUGAAUACAGACAACUCUCUAAUACGGACGUCUCUCUAAUUUGAACACCUCUCUAAUAUGAACACCUCUUUAAUACAGACAACUCUCUAAUAUAAACACCUCUCUAAUAUGAACACCUCUCUAAUAUAAACACCUCUCUAAUAUGAACACCUCUCUAAUAUGAACACCUCUCUAAUAUGAACACCUCUUUAAUACAGACAACUCUCUAAUAUAAACACCUCUCUAAUAUGAACACCUCUCUAAUAUGAACACCUCUCUAAUAUAAACACCUCUCUAAUAUGAACACCUCUCUAAUAUGAACACCUCUUUAAUACAGACAACUCUCUAAUAUAAACACCUCUCUAAUAUGAACAUCUCUCUAAUAUGAACACCUCUCUAAUAUGAACACCUCUCUAAUAUGAACACCUCUCUAAUAUGAACACCUCUCUAAUAUGAACACCUCUCUAAUAUGAACACCUCUCUAAUAUGAACACCUCUUGAAUACAGACAACUCUCUAAUACAAACACCUCUCUAAUGUGGAUGUCUCUCUAAUACAGACACCUCUCUAAUACGGACAUCUCUCUAACAUGAACACCUCUCUAAUAUGAACAUCUCUUUAAUAUGAACUCCCCUCUAAUAUGAACACCUCUCUAACAUGAACACCUCUUUAAUACAGACAACUCUCUAACAUGGAUGUCUCUCUAAUGUGAACACCUCUCUAAUAUGGGCACCUCUCUAAUAUGGACACCUCUAAUAUGAACACCUCUCUAAUAUGAACACCUCUCUAAUAUGGACAUCUCUCUAAUAUGGACAUCUCUCUAAUAUGAACACCUCUCUAAUAUGAACACCUCUCUAAUAUGGACACCUCUCUAAUAUGGACACCUCUCUAAUAUGAACACUUCCCUAAUAUGAACACCUCUUUAAUAUGGACACUCCUCUAAUAUGAAUACCUCUCUAAUACAGACACCUCUCUAAUACCGACGUCUCUCUAAUAUGAACACCUCUUUAAUAUGAACACCUAAUAUGAACACCUCUCUAAUAUGAACACCUCUCUAAUAUAGAUGUCUCUCUAAUACAGACACCUCUCUAAUACACACACCUCUCUAAUAUGGACGUUUCUCUAAUAUGAACACCUCUCUAAUAUGGGCACCUCUCUAAUAUAUGGACACCUCUUUAAUAUGGACACUUCUCUAAUAUGAACACCUCUCUAAUACGGACGUCUCUCUAAUAUGGGCACCUCUCUAAUAUGGACACCUCUCUAAUAUGGACACUUCUCUAAUAUGAACACCUCUCUAAUAUUAACACUUCUCUAAUAUGAACACCUCUCUAAUAUGAACGCCUAGUGGACACGUCUCUAGUAUGGGCAGCUCUCUAAUUUUGGGCACCUCUCUAAUAUGAACUCCUCUCUAAUAUAUGAACACCUCUCUAAUACAAACUUAAUGCUCUUCCCUCUCCUUCUCCCCUUAGUUGUUUUACCAGCCCAAUCCAUCUCAUACAUCUGCUAUUUAUUAUCACCACAUACAGUAAGUAGGAUGUAAAUCAGAUGCAGAUCAGCUGUGAAAGCUUCGUAUUACUUAAAAAACACUCUAGCUCUUACUUAUUAUCAACUUUUCAAUAUUAUUAAGGUGGCCAAAUCGGAGCAGCGCUUCUUAAGGCGGCGGGUGGAGAUUUAGUACAAGAGUACAGCAAGUUAAGCAAGAUCGAGGCAGGAACUGUUGUUAUGACUGGUGCUGGAAACCUAAAGGCACAUUGUUUGUUGCACAUGGUUAUAAAAAACACCGCUCUGAAAACAGGAAAGUCGAUUCAAGAUGCAGUUACAAAUUGCCUGAACCAUGCUGAUUUGUAUGGGUGUACCUCACUGUCCCUGCCUGCAGUAGGCACAGGACAUCUAAAGAAAGAUGCCAAACAAUCUGCAGAGAUUUUGCAUAGCUGUAUCAAGGAGUAUCGUAAGCGAAAUGAAAAGUCGUUGAAACUUAUUCGUAUUGUGCUCUUUCAAGAGAACGUCUUCAUGGAUUUCAACAAGGCUUUUGCAUGCAAAGAUCCAUCUACUACGUCUGCAGAUUCUAGGAAAGGUAGACAAAACAAUACUAAACUUUAUUUACAUUGCACAGAUACCUGUAUAGGUCUACCAGUUCUAAACUAAUCUCCUUGGAGAUCCAGUAAGGGUAUCCAUGAAUGAUCCGGGUUCGGUAAUGGACACCAUGUACUUGUCCAGUACGUGUUACUACAGGAGAUAAUCUUAAAUAACUUAAGCAUAGCUGAAUAACUCUGUUGCUCGAUCCAAGUUGCCUCCAGAGUUACCAGUAAAGGAUGAUCCAUUAUUGGUCAAAUAUUACUACAGGAGGAAACCCAAACUAAACUGUUUAAUAAUACACUAGCUGUAUCUGUUCCUAACUGUUCACCUUAAUAUUUAGCAAAGAAAAUGUCUAAACUAAAUUAUCUUCAUGAAUAGACCCUAAUUUCAUAAAUGGCUGGCAAUUAAAAAUUCUUUUAUGUGCAUAUAAAUUGCCCCAACUAGCCUUGUUUCUGGGUAGAAAUUCCUUUGAAAUCUUAACAUGAGUAUGAGGCUAGUUGGGCCAAUUUAUAUGCACAUAAAAGAAUUUUUAAUCGCGCACGGGUAGCCAUUUAUGAAAAGGGUCUAUAGCUCUCAGUACUAAACAGUUCUCCACAAGGUGCAGUAAGGCCCGGGACAAACGGCUCUCUUUUAAUUUGCUGAACCUAAGAUAACGAGAACUAUUAUUGAGUUCCCUAACCUUCUUAUUCUAUUGACUAUGGUUUGGCACAAUGAAAAGAGCGACGUUUGACCUGGGCCUAUUAGGACCAUAUACCAGAGAAAACAUGCGGCUGUUUGGUCUUCUCACAGUGACGAAGGAGAAAUUGUAACCAGACUGCCGCACAAUGACGGAAUUAGACAUAAUCACAAACCAUUUGCCAUUAACAUUGUUACAGGUACACUACAAACAAGGCAACAAAUUACUCUGGAAAUUGCAGCAAAGACUUUGAGUGACAUCACAAAGGUUAAGGAAGAACUCAGGCAGGUGGAAGCCAAACUUUUAAGACCAUUCAAUUAA